Molecule: messenger RNA, 3931 nt
Organism: Triplophysa rosa
Lineage: Eukaryota; Metazoa; Chordata; Actinopteri; Cypriniformes; Nemacheilidae
Gene: dcaf8
Product: DDB1 and CUL4 associated factor 8
Exons: 13
Coding region: 282-2117 (611 amino acids)
Cellular component (GO): Cul4-RING E3 ubiquitin ligase complex; cytoplasm
Molecular function (GO): protein binding
Source: RefSeq, a predicted model, not a curated record
GCGUCUCGCCGGAAAAAGAAACAGAAAAAAGGAAAGAGAAAGAAAAAAAUAGAAGCGUUAACGAAGCAGGUCUGUCAAAACAUAAACACUGCAGCACGACCACAAACGUGACCGUAAACUGCGGGUUUUAUUUUUUUGGAUGGCCAGUGAGGGAUCAGACGACACGUCUCACAAAUGCCCUGCGCUCGAGGUCGCGCUCGAGACUGAAGAGUAAAUCUGCGCAGAGAUUAACAAGUGCGGACACUUUGGGCCUGUAGCAGAGGGUCUCAGAGACAGUCAGAAUGAGUGAUACAGAAGGACAAUCAAGCAUCCCAAAUGACUGGCUCGCUUCUUUACCAGGUGCUGAUGAGACGGAGCCUGGAGAGGGAGAUGCAUCUGCAGCGAGGGACGCCCAGUCUGCUCCUGAGUCCGUCAAUUUAAGUUCGGCCCCCGAGGGAAGCGAGGGCGCUCAAGACCGGCCAAUGGCUGACUCCUCGCAGAAGCAGGGGCCGGGUGAAGAAGAGGACACGGACAGCAUGGAUGGCAGUGGACUGUACUCCCUCACAGAAGACGGAGAGCGAGAGAGUGAAGGAGGAGGGCAGACAGAGCGGGGGAAAGACGAAGGCAGAAGAUCUGCCAGGAAGAGGAACCGCCCCAGCGGGGGAGCCACGCGCCUCUCUUCUAGUUCAGAUGAUGACGAUGAAGAUGAAGAAGAGGACGAGGAGGACAACGUUGAAGAAGAUGAGGAAGCCAUGGAGGCUUGGCUGGGAUCUGACCUGCGUGACCUGACUCGCCCUUCCUGGUGUGCCGUCCCCUCGCUGCGUGCUCGAGAGAUCGGCCACAGCUCGCUGCAGUUUGUGAGGAAGGUGUGCGGCGCGCGGGGUCUGGUGCAGAGGCUGGAACUGCAGGGUCGUCUGGAGAGACACACGGGCUGCGUGAACACCCUCCACUUUAACCCUUCCGGCACUCGCCUGGCAUCCGGCAGUGACGAUCUCCGCGUGGUCAUCUGGGACUGGGCUCGCAAAAGGGCCGAGCUUGAGUUUGACAGCGGUCAUAAGAGCAACGUCUUUCAGGCAAAGUUUCUUCCACACAGCGGUGACUCCACGCUGGCCAUGUGUGCCAGAGACGGACAGAUCAGAGUGGCUGAGCUUUCUGCCACACAGUGCUGCAAGAACACCAAAAGAGUGGCUCAACACAAAGGUGCAGCCCAUAAGCUGGCGCUGGAGCCAGACUCCCCCUGCUCUUUUCUCUCCGCGGGCGAGGAUGCCGUGGUGUUCGGCAUUGACCUGCGUCUGGACAGACCUGCUAAUAAACUGGUGGUGGUGAAGGAGGGUGAGAAGAAGGUGGGGCUGUACACCAUUUACGUGAAUCCCGCUAACACGCAUCACUUCGCUGUGGGCGGCAGAGACCAGUAUGUCAGGAUCUACGACCAGAGAAAGAUCAAUGAAAGCGACAACAACGGAGUGCUGAAGAAAUUCUGUCCUUCCCACUUGGUGCCCAGCGAAUCCAAAACCAAUAUCACAUGUCUGGUGUACAGCCACGACGGCACAGAGCUGCUGGCAAGUUACAACGAUGAGGAUAUUUACCUGUUUGACUCCAGUCACAGCGAUGGGGCAGAUUUUCGCAGGAGAUACAAGGGUCACCGCAAUAACGCCACAGUGAAGGGAGUUAACUUCUACGGGCCCUGCAGUGAGUUUGUUGUCAGCGGCAGUGACUGUGGACACAUCUAUCUGUGGGACAAGAAUUCGGCGCGUGUGGUGCAGUUUAUGGAGGGAGACAGAGGAGGAGUGGUGAACUGUCUGGAGCCACACCCUCAUCUCCCGGGUUUGGCCACGAGCGGUCUGGAUCAUGAUGUGAAGCUGUGGGCCCCCACUGCUGAGAAUCCCACCACGCUGAAGGGACUUAAAGACGUGAUGAAGAAGAACAAGCGAGAGCGAGAUGAAGACAGUGUCCGUCAUGGCGACCAGUAUGACACACAGCUCCUCUGGUUCCUGAUGAGACACAUGAGAAACCGAAGACCUCAGCGAACCCGGCGAGGGGAAGGUGCAGAGGGUGACACGGACGAAUCUUGGAGCUCUCCAGAUUCCUCUGAUGAAGAAGACGGAGGGCCAGACCAUGUGCAGUGCAUGUCCUCCUGAGCACACACACACAAACACACACACGCUCUUUGCCAUAGAUUUAAGCACAUACAUACUAGUAACACACUGGUACACAAUAGACACUUGAAGGUCCAGCAGUAAACACACAUACACAGCUUUAUAACACACAGUGCAGGGAGCGGUAAACACCUGCUGUCCAAAUCUGGCUCCACACACACACAAAUGUCAUCGUCGUCAAGGGAAGAAAUAAUCUGGAGAUUCGUAUUUUUGAUAUGCGGUCACACACAAAUAACCACUGAUUUGAUGCGAACACAAACACGUUUCAUUCCCACUUUUAGCGAAAGAAAAUGGAUCCCGUAAGCAGCGCUUGGCUGCGGGCGCAGAUGAGGAACAAUGUUUUCCAUUAUUUAGCGGUUUUCUCUGCUCUAAUAGAAAGUGAGACGUGAAGAGGGUCUGUUCACGUCCGGUUGGAGUAUGAAUUACAGACUACCGAGCCGAUGAUGGGUGUUACUCGUUCUAAAAACCAGCACCAUCCUUUCCCGGGCUCAUGGAUUCCUCCAGCGAUCUGAUCUGCAUGAACAACAGUUUGGACUGCGAUUUCUCUUCGUUGCAUCGAUAGACUGUCGUCGGCCGUCUGGUCGCCCACUACUGUCUUGUCUUUGUUCUCUUCUCCUGUGUGUGUGCGUGCACGCGCCGAAGCCGGGCACAGCAAAUCUUCUCGAGGUCAAUCAUGCUCUUAGCUGUGACUGAAGCCAGAGCUCAGUUGCUCUCUCCCAUGAUGCCGAGUGCUCUUUAAUCAGGGAUCUGCUUUGAGUUUUCAGUGUGCGCUUAGGGGGCAUGCAGUACUUCAUGGAUUAAAUGCGUUUCUUUUGCUAAUUUUGUCCCCAAACUUGUUGUAUGGACUUCAAAUGGAAUACAAAGAUUUGACACCAGCUUUUUUGGGUUUGCACUUGGGUGGAGAGACUUGGAGAUGGAGUUCCUGAAGAAAUUUCAAAAGUCUCCAUGGACUGUCGCCGCCUUCUAAGCCCUGUCACUUAGAAAUUGAAAGGAAAGACUUUUGAUUAGUCGAAUCCACGUUUCUUCCGCUGUUUUUUGUUUGGAUAGACGUCCUCGAGAUCUUCUGACUAUCUGGUGAGGGUCAAGUAUAGCGGGAUGUUCGGGCAGAGGAAAGCUUAAGCGCCUGCAACCCAUUUUUCAUAAAAAUGGCGGCUGUUCUUGUCAGUAUUUCAGUUUGCAGUUGGUUAAGAUCAAACACGGAUGGGUCGAUGCGACUUGCACGUAGGAAGAAAAUGAUUCGAUUGAAAGAACGGGCGAAUGGCAGGGGUGGGGUUGCACUUGUACGGGUGUAAGAAGCUUAAAUUUCUUUGCCCCCUUCUUCUUUUGUGAGGGGAAUAAAGUCUCAGCUUUUCUCCUUUUGUAUGAGAAGAAUAACUUAUGACUAUAAUGUCUAUAUGUAUAUACAAACAUAUAGAGAUCUAUAUAUAUAGAUAUAUGAAUAUUAAUUAAAUACUUGUAAAAAUCAUCUUACUCUUUCAAAGGGUGUUUCAAUUCAAUUGGUUUUGAUGCAGAGGUUUAAAUUGUUUCAAACAAAUACUUUGUGAGUGGAAAACAUUGCACGUAUGUGCAUACAUAUGUAUACAGUAUAUGUAGAAUGCACCUAGGUGCAGUGUUUUCCUUUUUUUUCUCACAUUUUUUUCAGCCCUAAAGUCUUCUCAAACUUUUAUCCUGUCACAUGCAUUGGUUUCUUUAAGGAGUUUGACCUAUUAUUUAUCCCACCGCUGCCUAAUAUUGUUUCUCUCUGUUCAAUUGAAAAUGAUUUGUGCAGUAAAAAAUAUGUUCUGUGUUUCUGACCA